Messenger RNA from Clarias gariepinus (North African catfish), 1928 nucleotides. RefSeq names its product zinc finger protein 70-like. Bases 221 to 1675 code for a protein of 484 amino acids. Lineage: Eukaryota; Metazoa; Chordata; Actinopteri; Siluriformes; Clariidae. Gene Ontology annotation, biological process: regulation of transcription by RNA polymerase II. The transcript has 3 exons. The record is from RefSeq and is a predicted model, not a curated record. Gene Ontology annotation, molecular function: DNA-binding transcription factor activity; RNA polymerase II cis-regulatory region sequence-specific DNA binding.
CCUGGGUGCCUUUUAUUGCUUUAACGCAUGGUGGACUUUUAUUUUGAAACGCAUCUCCGCGCUAGGCCAGUGUGUGACUGACUUCACACUAUGUACACUGAUGGGACAAGCGAUGUCUAGCUGUUCAUGACUUUUCAUCCCGGAACGAGGCGUCAGUGGCGGAGCUGUGAUCGAGGCAUCAGUGUGUCGGACGCACUCGCGUGUGUUGCUCGAGCUGAAGAUGCAGACGCGUCGCUCCUCGUCGGCGCUGGCCGUGAGCGGCGAGGUGUCGCUUUCUUUCCAGGACGAGCUCGCUGCGACCAUCCACCGAGCCUUCGAGGUGGCGGUGGAGAUCGCGGUGGUGGAGGUCAGUAAGUUGGUGAGCCAGGCGCUGGGUGAUGUGCGCGAUCAGAUGCAGGAGACGCUGAGGGAGAACACCUUCCUCAAGACGCGGCUGCAGUCCGCCGAGCGCGAGCUGGACACCGUGCGGAAAGCCAGGAAUGAUCACGAGGAUAAGGAUGAGGAUGAGGAUGAUGAGGAUGAGUUCUCUCAGCGACACGAAAGCCAGACCAAGUGUGAGAACCGGACCGCGGUGAGAGCAGACACACCGACGCCUCAGGAGAGCGACAAGAUGAGCCGGUAUGACGGCGGAUCCGAGAGACAGGACGAGUCCUUCUGUGAGAUCCGCGAGGAUGGAAGCGUUCGGUCACGUGACUUGGGCUCAGCAUCCUUAUCAGUGCAGUGCCGUGAUCAGAAGCCAGUCCCACCACAUGAAUCUCUUAUUCCAGAAAAUCAACAGAUGGCACAGCACGGCCAAGAUAUACACGGUGACCACAAUCCACAAUCUGCUGAACAGCCAGUCUGCAAGAAAGAGGAGAACCUCGAACCACAGCUGGGUCAUUGUUCAGGAGAAGAUGAAGGGGAGGAUGAGAACAAUCUGGACGAAGACGAUGACAUUGGGCCAAGCUGCAGCUUUAGCUCAGAACAUGAUGAAGAGUUUGAGCCAGACAGACUUUCUCUGGUUCAGUCUAAACUGUUGGCGGACUGGAGGCCUGAUCCUGAGGCGCCAGAGAGUGACCAAAAUGAGAAUGCCGGACCCAGCUGUAGUCUUGAUGUUCCAGACAUGAUCUCUGCCCCUGUUGGUGGUAAUCCAGGCUUUUCAGUCUCCUUCGAUUCUCUAUACCAAUCAGUAGCCAGAACUCAUCUUGUCCAUCCGGCUCCUCCAAACGACGAUGUCCAGAUGAGGGCGAACAUCCCGACCAGGAUUCACCAGUGUAAAAUCUGCGGCCAUUCGUUUAGCCGGGCGAGCGAUCUGCGCAGACAUCAUAGUCAUCGGCACAGAGUGAGGGCAGCUAGCCCGGCUAAAGCAGGAAAUGCAGGGAGACCAGUCAAACAGCAGUUGUUUCCUCCAGGUUGUAGCCCAUAUCACUGCAGCGAAUGUGGCCGGGACUUUAACCGCAUGGAGAACUUAAAGACGCAUUUGCGCAUACACACCGGAGAACGUCCGUACUCAUGUUCUGUAUGCGGGGUACGGUUUCGCCACUCAGGGGCACUCACACGGCAUUUCCGUAUCCACACAGGUGAAAAGCCGUACGUGUGCGGGCAGUGUGGGAAACGUUUCCGGAACUGCGGCGGCCUCCGCUUCCACCAGAAAUCUCACACCACAGAAAGACACAUGGUUCUGAAUUGUGUUUAAAUUAUUUUUAUUUUUUUGGGGGGUUAUUUUAAAUUCUUGUGAUUUAGAGCUGGCCAGUAUGACCUCAAAUCAGGAUCUCGAUGAUUAAAACCACCUUCAUGACCAUAUGUCAACAUAAUACUUUUUUUUUAAAGCUUUUUUUAGGGAAGUGUCCUCAGACUAAAGAUUUGCUGAACCAUGUUUAAGUAUUGAGAAUUGCGAGCGCUGUUUGUAGAAAGUUAAGUAGAAUAUUUGUUCCAUUGUAACUGUCGUG